GUUUGGCUGUCCUAUCCGAUACGUGCAUUCGAUAUCAUCCGAUUCACGCUACUUACCAACCAUUCUGCAAUGCUGCAGCUACUUGAGCUUGGCCAUGAGGCCGAAGGUGCAUCUCAGUUCGUUGCGUGCUCUCAUCAAUUCAAACAGGUUCUUUGGGCAAAGCAAUCGAGAAGCAGGAUGACUCAGUCCCUGAUGCUGGCGACCGUGUUUUUUUCGGGCGCCUGGAUCCGGAUGCAGUCCAUGGAGUCCACCGAGGUCGAUGAGAUAUCUAUGGGCUUUUCAGCUGUGGUCACACCAGUAUUGCUGAGCGUGCGCCAACGAAUUGUGACAGCCUCCGAUUUGGCCAGCAACACCACUGAGAAACAGCGCCGGCAGGAAGGAUGUCCGGCGGCCUUGUGCUCCUUUUCCCCAGAAGAGGAUGCACCUUUCAUAUUGGAUGCAGAAAACCAAAGCCUGCACAAUCUUUCGUUGACCAAGAUUCCCACUUCCACACCAGAGGCCGGGGUUCCUGGCAAUGUGCGGGAGGGUCACAUCACCUUGAACUUGGAAAGGUCAGAGCAGGAGAUAGACAUCAUCAAUGAUGUCGUCCACUACAAGAGUGCUUACUAUGGCACCAUCAUGGUUGGAAGUCCGCCAAGACCCUUCACUGUAGUCUUUGACACCGGAAGCGGACACCUGAUCCUCCCAAGCUCGUACUGCCACACAGACACGUGCAAGGUACACCGCAGGUACAGAAGGAGCUCAUCAGCAACAGCCAAAGACAUUGAUUGGGAUGGGCGCAUGGUCAGAGCUGGCGAAGCUCGAGAUCAGAUCACUGUAUCCUUUGGUACCGGUGAGGUCACUGGUGUGUUUGUCGAGGACACAAUGUGCUUUGGACAGCGGGGUCCUGGCAUGGAUACCAGCAGCACAAAUGUUCCAGUUGCAGGUGAAGGUGGAGAAAGCUGUGCCAGCAUGAGGUUCAUUGCAGCCACAGACAUGUCGGCAGAUCCUUUCAAAGAUUUUGUGUUCGAUGGCGUUCUUGGUUUGGGUCUCGACAGUCUUUCCCAAACACCUGCCUUCAACUUCCUGCAGGUGGCAUCAGGUCUCACAAGUGAGCGUGGCAGUGGCUUCAGCAAAGCGUUCGGGAUCUUCCUUGCCGUCCACAAUGAGGAGACCAGUCAAAUUACCAUGGGUGGAUGGGCAGAAGAGCACCUUGAGGAGCAGGUGAGCUGGAGUCCAGUUCUAGAUCCAGAACUGGGCCAUUGGCUUUUGCAGAUCAAGGCACUCCGCGUUGAUGGUGAAGUGCUGCCAUUUUGCGACGAUGGCUGCAAGGCAGUGGUCGACUCAGGGACUUCCCUGCUUGCUGUGCCAACUCCAAUUUUUCCGGAAUUGUACGAGAUGCUGAGGUCUCCAGCAUCGCUUGAAGGAGAGUGCUCCACGCGGAGUCCACGGCUCCAGAUUGAACUGGAAGGUUUCACUGUGGAACUUGAUGGAGAGGACUUCAGCAGGCUGGACCAGAAGUCAACCCCAAGCACUCCUGAAUGGGGUCGUCCGCAUACUCCUGCGGAGGAGACUACUCGAAGGGAUAUGACUUGCAAGCCCAUGCUCAUGGUCAUGGACCUGCUUGUGGCUGAGUUCAGCAGAAAACUGUUUUGGCUGAGCGCCACUGAUUUUGUUAGGCCUGAACCGAUUGGGCCAAAACUUUUUAUUCUUGGAGAGCCUGUCCUCAAGACCGGACAAUUUGUGGUGGCUUCUGGUGAAUGCAGACCAAUGUGAAUGACACUUGUGACUCUUGAAUGCCAAGAGAUCUUCAGAGCUUGGAGGAAGUUCUACACUGUCUAUGAUGCUGAGAAGAAGCGCAUUGGUUUUGGCCGAGCAAAGCACAAACCAACCAGCUUCGCCCUUGACGGUGACCACUGGUGGCUUGCAGCGGACAGAUGCGGAAAUGUUCAUUUUCUUGCAAGUGUUGAAGCCGUGUUCGCCGUUGAGUCUCAAGAUUGUCGUGUAGGAGGAGGAGCUGGCCCAGGCUGGCAGUACUGCAAGCUUGCAAUUGCGUGGCUUGUGUACAUUGUAUGCAACUUAAUCAUAUACAUAUAUGUAUACAGAGUACUUACUAUCCAUUCAAAGUAGUAUGUAUACAUAUAGUUUCCUUUGCUCUAUCUUGGCUUUGGCGUUGCCCAUUUUGGGAUUUCUUUCACGUUUCCAUACAUCGCGCGACAUAGUCGGCCGUAGGCUAGACAUGUGACCCCGGAGGAGGAAAUGAACGACAUUGCCACUUCAGUGCCAGCAGCUUCUGCAGCUUAAAAGGCUUUCAACUAUGCACUUGUUGUGUUCAACACACACUCAGUGUACUGCAUUGCGCACGGUAGUCCACUGUUGUCUUUGCAAUGCAGAGUUUCCUGUAAAGCUUGUGCGCAAGGUGGUCUUUGCCAAAAAAUUCUAAUGUUAAUGCAACAUUUGCUCUCAUGAACUGGGCACAUUGAAUCUGUGAGAGUGUAGCCACACGCGGCCAAUUCUUUGUGACCUAUCUUGCAGUGGACAUGAGGGCAACUAGUGCCAACAGUGGUGACCAAUGACACUAAACCUGGUUGUGGACUUGGCCCCAAAGGGGAUCCAGAAAUGCAGACAGCGCCGAAAAAGUGGAAAAGGGAGAGGGCCAA
Molecule: messenger RNA, 2639 nt
Organism: Durusdinium trenchii
Lineage: Eukaryota; Dinophyceae; Suessiales; Symbiodiniaceae
Source: the annotation of a GenBank genome assembly